Molecule: messenger RNA, 1192 nt
Organism: Poecilia latipinna (sailfin molly)
Lineage: Eukaryota; Metazoa; Chordata; Actinopteri; Cyprinodontiformes; Poeciliidae
Product: zinc finger protein 239-like
Exons: 2
Coding region: 88-987 (299 amino acids)
Biological process (GO): regulation of transcription by RNA polymerase II
Molecular function (GO): RNA polymerase II cis-regulatory region sequence-specific DNA binding; DNA-binding transcription factor activity, RNA polymerase II-specific
Source: RefSeq, a predicted model, not a curated record
UUAUAUUAUGUCUAUGACGUAAUCGGUGACUCCGGUCCGGUGGCGUGAGCGAUACAGAACCAGAAUCUGGAGCAAUUUGGGGCUGCGAUGGAGGGCCAGGACCAGAACCAAGACAAGCACCAGGACUGGGGAUCCUCCUGUUGUCCUUCCAAGUGGAAGAAGCAGAAACGUAAAGGGAAAGCGGGGUCAAAGGGUCACCGCUGUCCACUGUGUAGUAAAACCUUCCAGUCAGCUGUGAGGCUGAAGGUCCACCAGAUCGUCCACAGUGAGGAGAGACCACACAUCUGCGGCGACUGCGGCGCCUCCUUCAAGGUGUUAAACUCCCUGAAGCUCCAUUGGCGGAUUCACACCGGAGAGAAACCAUACAGCUGUGUGGAGUGCGGAGCGUCCUUCUCCGUGUCCAGCAGUCUGAAGAAACACCAGCGGCUCCACACGGGGGAGAAACCCUACAAGUGUGACGUGUGUGGGAAGUGUUUCACUGAGUCCAGCGCCUUGACAGUCCACAGACGUAGACACACGGGUGAGACACCAUACCAGUGUGACGUGUGUGGGAAGGGAUGUAAAACAUUGUCUGAGCUGAGACAGCACCGGCUCCAGCACACUGGAGAGAAACCGUUCUGGUGUCACCAGUGUGACAAACGUUUCGUCGCCAAGCAGAGUCUGCAGAACCACGAGGUCAUCCACUCGGACCUGAAACCGUUCAUCUGUGGCGAGUGCGGAGCAGCCUUCAAGCUGGCCGUCUCCCUGAGGGGCCACCAGCGGGUUCACGCCGGGUACCAGUGUGACGCCUGCGGGGAGAUGUUUGCCACAGCGCUGAUCCGAGCCAAUCACAAACGUAGCCACAAGUGGCUGGACAUGCUGCAGCGCAACGAGCGUUUCCAGAAGCUCCAGAUGAUGUCCGCCGGACACGGCAUGGUUCCAGGACAGACUGGACCACCCGCCGGACCCGGGGAUCUAGCUGUGAAAAGAGAAUGGACUGAGUCAUGAUCAGAACUGGCCAGUUGGAUCCGGAAGGCUUCAUGCCUGCUGUUCGUCAGCCGGACCAACAGGAACCUGAAGGAAGGUCAGACGUCAUCUUGUCUUCAGGAAGAUUCUACUGGCCUUUACUUGAACUUUAAUAAUCAGAUUUCCUGCUGCAAAUAUUGAAGUUAUAUUUCUGUAGUUUUCAGAAUAAAGUUUUUGUUGAAUCAAA